AUGCCCAAACGAAUUCCAAAAUCUUUGAAAAAGUGUCUCUCCAAGUUAAAGAAAUACCCAUCAAAUAUUCGAUCUUUAAUACCAUCUUCUUAUUCAUUCUCGAACUCGAAAAAUUUAAUCAUUUUAGGCUGCAAACAACCCAGAGCCAUAUCUUUUGCACUUGAUCGUAGUCAGAAAGAUGACAACAACAAUAAUACUAAUGCUGCAACACUCUUAGAUAUCGAUCAAUAUCUUUAUGAAAAUUUUGGAUCUCUUUACAUGAAUGACGGAGAAGAUGAUAAAAAGAAAGAAGAAGAUUGUGAUGAGGAUAAAACUCCAGAAAGGGCAUUGUUUAAUUCACAAAGGUUCAUUGAACAGUCAGUGCACCUUUGGGGUUCUCACCCAUUUUUCAAAGAAGCUCAUGACAGUUUCACCACCAACCCUAAGAACAUGGUGACUUUAACUUCACCUACAAACUGUUCCCCAAAUAAUGAUUCUUCUACAAUUUCUACUGAUUCCAAUCAUGUGAAGCUUCUAGGCGACUCCAUUGCAGUGUUGACAGAAUCUCUGAGUCCUUACAAUGAUUUUCGACGUUCCAUGCAGGAAAUGGUGGAGGCACGACUGCAACAUCAAGCCACUGUUGAUUGGGAUUUUUUGGAAAAGCUUUUGUUUUGUUACUUCAAGCUGAAUGAGAAAAAAUCAUACAAAUUUAUUUUAAGAGCAUUUGUGGAUUUGGUUGUGGGUCUUCGUGAGAACUAG
Molecule: messenger RNA, 738 nt
Organism: Mangifera indica (mango)
Lineage: Eukaryota; Viridiplantae; Streptophyta; Magnoliopsida; Sapindales; Anacardiaceae
Product: transcription repressor OFP14-like
Exons: 1
Coding region: 1-738 (245 amino acids)
Biological process (GO): negative regulation of DNA-templated transcription
Source: RefSeq, a predicted model, not a curated record